UCAGGAGACUUUGAAUGCUUUGACUCUGAUUGAGAGUUCUCACCAUAUGUCUUUAGUUAAACUGGAAGACACCCUACAACAACAAACCUGACAUGACAAUCAAUUUAAAGCAGAACAAAACAACAAUAGUCCGAAUAAGUUGAUCAAGGGAAAAUAUGUUGUCAUGCAUGAGACAAGCUGUCUGUCCAACACACCUGAACCAUGCUAAGUUCAGUUUUAACAUGUCACAACUGUUUAUACAUAGACAAUAUUUACAUUUUUCACGUAUCUUUGAAAAGCAUAAAAAAAGUAAAAAUAAAAUACUUCACCAAGAAGGUGUGGCAGAAUCUCUAAAGAAAGAAUCACCUUUUUUGUUUAAAGCGAUUAAAUCUGUUAAAUCUCAUGAGAAGAAGAGCCUGUCAUAUAGAGAAGAGAGACCAUUGAUUUUUCAGCCAAUUACAGUUGAUGCUGGUGAUCUCGAAGACAACCACUCAGACAUUUUUAAAGAACUGAAAAUACAUGCAGCAAAAUCAGAAAAAGUUUUUAUAAUACAACCAAACUUUAAGUGGGGAAAGGAACGUUUUCUAACAAAAUUAAUUGAUAACAGACUAGCUGAAGCAAAAGCCUUAAUUGAAAGUGUGCAAAGCUGGGGUGUUCAUUCCUCAUCCAUCGAAUCUGUACAUGAACAUAAUCCUAAAAUGUUUUUUGGUUCAGGUAAAGUUCUGGAGCUGUCUGAGCAAAUAAGAGAACUGAUUAACAAGCAUAGUGUUACUAUGGUUUUUUUAAACACAGGAAAAUUAACUUUAAGGCAGAUCAAAGAACUUGAGAGUGCUUGGGGAUGCAAAGUGUUUGACAGGUAUCGUGUUGUACUUGAACUAUUUAAAGAAAGAGCGAAAACGAAAGAAGCCAAGCUACAGGUGCAACUAGCAGAAGUUCAAUACUUACGGACCCAUAUCACAUCAGACGAUUUGCACUAUGAUCAACAGAGAGGCGGUGGAAAAGGUCGCUUUGGAGGUGGAGAAACAGAAAUGGAAAAAAUAAAACGUCAGCUCUCUGACGCAGAGGCUAAAAUAAAGAAGUCUUUAUUACACAUCAAAGGUCAGCGUUCACAGGCAAAAGCGGAGCGCAUAAAAAAGAAAGUUCCACAAGUUGCUUUGGUAGGCUACACGAACGCAGGAAAGACUACACUGGCGAAAUUGCUAUCUCACGAUGCUCAUAUGCAACCUGAAGAUAAACUAUUUGCCACUCUCGAUACGACGGCACAUCGCGGAAAGUUGCCGUGUGGUCUUAACCUUGUUUAUAUCGACACUGUCGGCUUCAUAUCCGACUUGCCACACGAAUUAGUGGAAUCGUUUUCGACGACUUUAGAUGACGUUAAGACAGCUGAUGUGCUUCUCCACGUGUCAGACUGCGCUCACCCAGAAUUUGAUUUGCAAAAGAAAACAGUUGAAGAUGUACUUAAUAAGUUAAACCUAAAUCCGGACCUCCUGCGUAAUAUGGUUAACGUACUUAAUAAAAUCGAUCUGAGGGAGCCAGUCGUGGAUGACUUAGUUGAAGAGAAAGCUCUUAGCAUUUCGGCUACGAAGGGGACUGGUGUUGAAGAAUUACGUCAUCUGAUUGAAAGGAAAAUUUUAGAAGCCACUAAUCGACGACGUGUUCAAGUUAACAUCGAUCAACAAGGCGGAGAAUUAAGCUGGUUGUAUCAUUAUGGUACUGUGCUAGAUACAAUCGCUCACGAGGAUGGAUCUCUGGACGUUAUUGCAAUCUUAGAUGACGGCAACCGAAAUAAAUUUGAGAAGAAAUUCCAUGUGAAGUUAAAACAUUAAUACAAUGUUUUUUGAAGAAAUAUUCUCUAUUGUCAUACAAAA
This is a messenger RNA of Hydractinia symbiolongicarpus, 1847 nucleotides long. Its product is annotated as putative GTP-binding protein 6. The record is from RefSeq and is a predicted model, not a curated record. Gene Ontology annotation, molecular function: ribosome binding; GTP binding. The transcript has 7 exons. The coding region runs from base 156 to 1805 and encodes 549 amino acids. Lineage: Eukaryota; Metazoa; Cnidaria; Hydrozoa; Anthoathecata; Hydractiniidae. Gene Ontology annotation, cellular component: cytoplasm.